This is a messenger RNA of Cylicocyclus nassatus, 2412 nucleotides long. The record is from the annotation of a GenBank genome assembly. Lineage: Eukaryota; Metazoa; Nematoda; Chromadorea; Rhabditida; Strongylidae.
AUGAAUGUGGAUCGCCCCACCUCGUUGUAUAUGAACGAGAUUCGAACUCCAUCGCAGCGUCGAGUGAGUUCUUUCUGUGACUUGACAACUUCGAGCCAAGCGAGAAAAAUGUCACGAAGGAGUAGAGGAACGGCGGCCAGUACAGACGGGUCUGAGCGAAUGUUUGAGAAUGGACCAACAAUAAACUUUACGGAGAUGAUGGAUGCUAUGAAUGACAAUGAUCGUGAUAUCGGAGAAAGAUUACGGCGACAUCUACAAUUCUUUUUCAUGAACCCUCUCGAAAAGUGGAAGGUACGGCAUCAAUUUCCCUACAAAUUGGCUCUACAAGUCCUCAAAAUUAUCUUUGUAACUUUGCAACUGAUACUUUUUGCGGAGAUGAGAAUGUCUCAUGUGGACUUCAUGGAAGACACAAAUACUGUCAUGCGACAUAAGUUUCUCAAGGAGUGGAAUGACGAUCGAGACGCUUUGCAGUACCCUCCCGCGGAAGGGCGAUAUUCCGUGUACGACGGCAAUGGAAUUUUCGAGCAUCUCCAAUUUAUAAUCAAUUCGUACUACUCACUGCAAACGGAUUCAUUCGCAUCAUUCAGUUAUGACACUCAAAGAGUGCCCAAGAAUAAAACUGAUGUAGAAGAUCCAUCCUUCACCGCUGGUAUCGAUUUCGCAAGCAUACCGUUUAUUGAGAUCUGCGUGGAUAGAAUCAAUAGCGUCACCAUAAAUAAUAAUACCUACGAGUUUGACAUCACUGAUGUACAUGAAUGUAUGCGUUUAAACCUUACCGCUGAGGAAGUCAAAGAAAUACAUGGCGAAACUGAUGCUGUCGCCCGUGCUUUUGCUAAGCGAGGUGUCACGUUCAAAUCGGAAGACUCUCUGAUCAUCUCCAAGGCAUGCUUGAAUUUCAAACUCCGCACCAUCCAUUUCAGCCCUAAAUCUGGCGAUCAGAAACCGGAAUGUUACAAAAUAUCGGUCUCAAUCACAUUUGAUAAUUCUCGUCACACUGGGCAGGUACAUGUGGGCCUCUCCACUAUUAUUUCCUACGUCAAUGUUUGUAAUGGCAGGGUUAUCAAAGGAGUCGGACUUGGUUGGGACACGGUAGUCAUGGGAAUAACCGAUAUAAUCGUUCUGCUGCUGUGUUUAUCAUCGUUUGUCCUCUGUCUCAGGGCGCUCAUCAAAGCACAUCUGCUGAAGAAUAGGGCUAUAGAUUAUUUUGAAAAUAAUUUCAAAACUAAAUUAUCGAUCACCGAUCAGUUGGAGUUUUUAAAUCUGUGGUACGUCAUGAUCGUUAGUAAUGACUUGCUUAUUGUUGUUGGAACUGUCAGCAAGAUCUCUAUCGAAUUCCGUGAUUUCGACAAUUCCGUUUUUACUUUAUCUGGCAUUCUGCUUGGGAUGGGAGCUCUGCUCGUUUAUGUCGGCGUAUUGCGAUAUUUCGGCUUUUUCAACCAGUACAAUAUACUGAUUCUUACCAUGAAGAAGUCGAUUCCGAACAUGUUACGGUUCAUGUCUUGCGCUAUAGUUUUAUACGUUGGAUUCCUUGUUGCAGGCUGGGUGAUUAUUGGACCGUACAGCAUGAAGUUCCGGACAUUGGGGGAGUCAUCUGAAGCUUUAUUUUCUCUUAUGAAUGGAGAUGACAUGUUUGCUACGUUUUAUACUAUUGGGGAUUCCAACACCACCAUAAAGGUGUUCGGUACCGUGUACAUAUAUAUCUUUGUAUCAAUGUUUAUUUAUGUGGUGCUAUCGCUUUUCAUAGCCAUCAUAAUGGAUGCGUAUGAAGUAGUCAAGGAUCGAUAUUCAUACGGACUUUCAAUGGAACGAUCGUUACUCAAAGAUUUUGUGAAAACGGCUCCGUCGCUUUCCGAAUUGAAUUCGCCUACUGCACAAGCGCAAUUCGCUCCACAGGCGCUUCUGAAUCUCGGGGCUGGCAGCGACUCGAAUAGUGUUCGUGCUCUACAUCUGAUCGACCGCAUGCGAGACUGGGUAUGUAGCCUUCGCGGCAGUUCCAGGUUUGAGUCGUUUUCAAACCCACUCAGUGACCAAAUAGAUCCACCUCGUGAUAGUGUCGUGUUAUCCACUCAACGAGUCUAAAUUACGAUUAUCCCAAGUUAUUUUCGGAGUUGCCAAACGACAUCUUUAUCGUUCAAAUCUCAUCUGUUGUCUUGGGUUUUACUGUGAUCCAUAUGCCUUGCUAAGCUGUUCUUUUUGCUAGGUUUUCACUUACUCAGCUGUCAUCUCGCUAUCCGUUGAUCGGUUUCGGUGCACCUUCAGAUUGUAAUCUCUAGAUCUUCAAGAUUUGCUUGUUUUAUUAUAUCGUUUGAAUAUUUUAGCUCAUGUGAUUGUAUCCUAUGCAGCAAUGUGCGCAGUCUUGAAAGAGAAAUAAGAUAUGAAAAGGGUAAAUAAAUCUCAGUUUUUAGAUUAGGC